ACAGAAACCCCAUUAGCCCAUCACGACACCACGCUCGCGUCGCUCUCUAGGCUGUACUCGCUCGCAUUGGCUGCCGCAGAAGGAGGACGGAAGCGGCGGCGGCGGCGCCGCGGCGGCCAGCGGCGCAGCGACACGUAGCCUCCCCAUCGGUCCUCCCCGGUUCUCCCCCUCGCCCCCUUGGGCCAGCGCCCCUGCACGGCCGCGCGACCUGCGCCCAGCCGGCCAGCCCUAGCGGCCGACGCCGGGAGGCAGCGGCGACGCCGCGACGCUGGGGUUUUCUUUAGGCUGCAGCAGAGCAGCAGCACCCGCCGGCGGUCCGGCCCUUCCCCUAGGCCCCCCUCCGGCCCUCCCAGUCUCAGCUCGAGCUCCGACUUGAAGGUCGAAGAAAGUGCAGUGUUCUCUCUUGUGAUCCCCUGAGUGGACCUUUGAUUGAAGUGAACUGAGGACUUUACACAUUGGCUCAUGCAUGCACAUACAUCUUCAGGCUAAAGGAAAUGGAGAGUUCCAGUUCUGGUUCUUGUGGCCAGGGUACAUUGUAUCACUGGCUUGUGCUGUUUGCAGUUUGGCUUUGUGGCACCCAGCAUGUUCUGUCUCAGAAAACAACACUUGAACCAAAAGAUAAAUUCCUUCUGUCUGAUCCACCUAUUGGCCUCUUUGAUCCCAUAGAGAUUUCACCAUCUGUUCUUCCACACAAUCCUAACCCUGUUGAGCCACUGUCACCUAUGUAUCCAAAUUACACAUCCUAUGAUCCAGUCUUGACUGGAAAAUGCCAUGUAAAUUUUUCUGCACUCUCUUAUGUCAUGGAGAAGACAGCAUAUGAUUGCUCCAUUCCUUUAGCACCACUAGUUGCUGAUGUUAUAUGUUGCCCCCAAGUUAAUAGCUUGAUGAAUAUUUUCCAAGCUGCAUAUGGCAGUGGAAACAAUACCCUAGUUCUCAACCAGGCUUCAGCAAAUGCUUGUUUCUCUGACAUUGUGAACAUCCUUGCAAGCAAAGGGGCAAACACCAACAUCCCUGAGUUAUGUACUCUGAGGCCAUCAAAUCUUACUGAUGCUUCUUGUCCUGUGAAGGAUGUUAGCUCCUUUGAGAAAAUAGUCAACACCAGUAAACUCCUAGAUGCAUGCAGCAGUGUUGACCCACUGAAAGAGUGUUGUAGGCCAGUUUGCCAACCUGCUAUAGCAGAAGCAGCUAUUCACAUAUCUUCAGGUGGAGCUAACACGUUUGGAAGUUCUAGCAUGCCAGGGAGCGCUGUUGGGAUUGAUGUUGUUAGUGACUGUAAAGGGGUAGUUCACUCCUGGUUAUCUAUGAAGCUUUCAUCAGAGGAAGCUAAUAGUGCUUUCAGAGUAUUAUCUGGUUGUAAGGUGAACAAAGUUUGUCCAUUGGAGUUUGAUGAACCUUCCUCAGUCGUUAAGGCAUGUGGCAAGGCAUCAUCUUCAACGCCUUCAUGCUGCGCAGCAUUGCACUCUUACAUCGGAACUAGGCAGAAACAGAUAUUUGUCACAAACCUGCAAGCAAUUAAUUGCGCAACAAAGUUUGGAUCAAUGCUACAGAAAGCUGGUGUGGUGGAUGAUAUUUAUGGGCUUUGUGACAUUGACUUGAAAGAUUUCAGCUUGCAAGCUUUUGGACAGCAAGGCUGUCUACUUCGGAGCUUACCUACAGAUAUUGUGUUUGACAACACUACUGGCAUUAGCUUUACAUGCGAUUUGAGUGACAAUAUUGCAGCACCAUGGCCCUCCUCAUCUUCUGUCCAAUCAUUGUCACUUUGUGCUCCAGAAAUGUCGCUGCCUGCUUUGCCUGUCUCACCGAAAUCAGAAAGCUCAGGGCCCUCCAGAACUGGGAUUGGUGUUUUGUUGCCGCUUGUAUUCCUCACGACGACCAUCACUAUCUGAGGAAUACUUCAUCUAGUGAGCCAGAAGCUUCUUUAUCGCCUGUUGUAUUUUUCCCUUCUGUGCAGGCCCGCAUGUAAAUUGUAUGAAUUACAUUCUUGUAAAUGAGCCUUCCCCUGUCUCUUUUUGGUCCAGUGGAUAGAUCCUAUAACUGUUGUGUUAGAGUGGACUGUUGUACCAUUUUGGAGUAAGCUAGGUCUGGAGCUUCACCAGAGAUGAGCUCUAUCCCUGAAGGCGUUCAUGUAUGUGUUGCUAACGAUUUGUUAGCAUCUGAGUAAUGGAAUCCACCCAGUUUCAAAAAAAAAAAA
Molecule: messenger RNA, 2191 nt
Organism: Sorghum bicolor (sorghum)
Lineage: Eukaryota; Viridiplantae; Streptophyta; Magnoliopsida; Poales; Poaceae
Exons: 8
Coding region: 495-1886 (463 amino acids)
Cellular component (GO): plasma membrane
Source: RefSeq, a predicted model, not a curated record